Akanthomyces muscarius is the source of this 1719-nucleotide messenger RNA. RefSeq lists its product as uncharacterized. Gene Ontology annotation, molecular function: serine-type endopeptidase activity; tripeptidyl-peptidase activity. The record is from RefSeq and is a predicted model, not a curated record. NCBI's taxonomy places the organism in Eukaryota, Fungi, Ascomycota, Sordariomycetes, Hypocreales, Cordycipitaceae. Gene Ontology annotation, biological process: proteolysis. The coding region runs from base 1 to 1719 and encodes 572 amino acids. The transcript has 3 exons.
AUGUAUGCUUCACUUCUACCUCUUCUUGCCGCUCUGGCGGUUGCCUCGCCGGCCAACCUUCAGAUGACUCUGAAGCAGUCGCUUCACAUGGUCCCCCAGGGCUGGGAAGUCCACUCUGAUGCUCCCGCCGACCAAAAGAUCAACAUGCACAUCGGUCUCAAGGAGCAAAACAUGGAGCAGCUCCAGAAGCGCCUCUUGGAGAUGAGCACCCCUGACCACGCCGACUACGGCAAGCACAUGACCAAGGCGGAAAUCGAUGCCUUGACGUCCCCUACCAAAGAGACUGUGGAGUCGGUUGCCUCAUGGCUUUCUUCCCACGGCAUCGACGCUGGCGAAGUUUCCAACGGCCUAAUGCCCAUCACCAUCACGGUCUCUCAGGCUGAAAAGAUGCUUGGCACUAAGUACAAGGUCUACCACCACGCUGCCGAGGACAAGUAUACCAUCCGCACGACCGAGUACAGUCUCCCCCAAACCGUGCACUCCGAGGUCACCAUGAUCCAGCCCACCACCAUGUUCAGCGACAUGGGCAUGAUCAACCGUCAGCUCGUUGCUUCCAAGAAGACUGGCAGCAAGUUCGCCACGACUCCCAAGUCCAAGAGAGCCGGGUGCAGUGGUGGCUCCGUCACCCCGGCCUGCCUGCGAAACUUGUACAACAUCAACUACACUCCCUCCAGAAGCAACUCUCUUCUUGGUGUCUGCGGCUACCUCGGCGAAGUGGCCAGCCAGGACGAUCUGAGCGAUUUCCUGCAGGAGAACAACAUCAACAACGCCGGUGAUCUGUCGAUUGAGCUUGUCAACGGCGGUACCAACAACGGCUACGGCACCACCGAAGCUGAUCUCGAUAUUGAGUACACUGUUGGCCUGAGCGCUGGCAUCAACAACGUUUUCUACUCGACUGGCGGUAGCCCCCCGUGGAAGCCGGACUCUGGCAGCAACCCCAACAACAACACCAAUGAGCCCUACUUGGACUGGCUCAAUUAUAUGCUUGCCAAGUCGGACCUUCCCCAGACUGUCACCUCUUCCUACGGUGAUGACGAGCAAACUGUCCCCAAGGACUACGCCGACAACGUCUGCAACCUCUUCAUGAAGCUUGGCGCUCGUGGUGUCAGCUUCAUGGCCAGCUCUGGCGACGGUGGUGUUUCCGGUGGUCAGCCUACCAACUGCCAGGCCAAUGACGGAUCUGGCAAGCGAAAGUUCCUUCCCACCUUCCCCGCCAGUUGCCCGUGGGUUACCGCUGUCGGCGGCACUCAGGGUACUCCCGAGACGGCCGCUGGUCUCUCUUCCGGUGGCUUCUCCGAGUACUACCCCGUCCCCGACUACCAGUCCUCUGCCACCUCUGGCUACCUUUCCAAGAUUGGCAGCCAGUACUCUGGACUGUACAACCCCAAGGGACGUGGUAUUCCCGAUGUUGCCGCUCAGGCCGAGAACUUCCAGACUGUCAUCGCGGGCUACAACCAAUAUGUCAGCGGUACCAGCGCUGCCUCUCCCACAUUUGCUGCCGUCAUUGCUCUGCUCAACGAUUACCGCAUGUCUCAGGGCAAGGCUCCUCUGGGUUUCCUCAACCCCUGGCUGUACAGCAAGGCUGGCUCCGGCCUCAACGACAUUACCUCUGGUAGCAACCCUGGCUGCCAAACCAACGGCUUCUCGGCCUCCAAGGGCUGGGACCCCGUCACCGGUCUGGGCUCUCCCAACCUGGGCAAGCUCCAGAAGACUGUCUAA